GAAGUAAUAUAUCAUUUGUUAGUUAGUUAAAGAUGUCUGAAUACGACUUUGUUUCAUCAAGUUCUCUAAGGCUUAAACGGGAUGAUGGCUGUGUCAAAAAGAAGAAGAAGAAAAAGGAGAAACAUGACAGGAAGAUAUUGGAACAAGUAUCAAAGAUGAACACAAACACAGAACAUGAGGAAAAAAAUACUAUGAAGCAGAUUAAAUUGACAAAGGCUGAAAAAGCAUUUCGAAAGAUGCAAGAAAAACGGCAAAUGGAACGUAUUCUGGAGAAGGCCUCUAAAUCACACAAGCAAAGGGUUGAGGAAUUCAACAGACAUCUAGAUUCACUCACUGAACACUAUGACAUCCCUAAAGUCAGCUGGACGAAGUGAAUACUUAAGACUAUUACAGCUGCUGAUGUAAUUUUGUACCUUAUAAUAAGAGACAAACAUAUUGAUGUUUUA
Molecule: messenger RNA, 446 nt
Organism: Limulus polyphemus (Atlantic horseshoe crab)
Lineage: Eukaryota; Metazoa; Arthropoda; Merostomata; Xiphosura; Limulidae
Product: protein FAM32A-like
Exons: 4
Coding region: 33-374 (113 amino acids)
Cellular component (GO): nucleolus
Source: RefSeq, a predicted model, not a curated record